CGGCCCCACAGUGUUUGGCGGCCCCGCUCGCCCCCUUUCGCAGCGCAGCGAGCCGGCCGCGCGCGCACUGCUCCGCCGCGCCAGCAUGUCAGCGCUGAGCUCCGCCCGCCGCCUGCUCCUGCUGCGCCCGCCGCAGCUCGCCUGCCCGCGGGCCGCCCGGAGCCGGGGCUGCAGCAGCGCCAGCCCGCGGAACCCGCUGGUCUACCUGGACGUGGGAGCCGACAACCAGCCCCUGGGGCGCGUCGUGCUGGAGCUGAAAGCUGAUGUGGUUCCAAAGACAGCUGAAAAUUUCAGAGCUCUUUGUACCGGUGAAAAGGGUUUUGGGUAUAAAGGCUCCACCUUUCACAGAGUGAUUCCUUUAUUUAUGUGCCAGGCUGGGGACUUUACCAACCACAAUGGCACAGGAGGAAAAUCUAUUUACGGCAGUCGAUUUCCAGAUGAAAAUUUCAUACUUAAGCAUGUUGGACCCGGUAUACUCUCAAUGGCCAAUGCAGGACCCAAUACAAAUGGGUCUCAAUUCUUCAUUUGCACUGCCAAAACUGACUGGCUAGAUGGAAAACAUGUUGUGUUUGGCCAUGUAAAGGAAGGAAUGGAAGUUGUGAAAAAAAUCGAAAGCUUUGGCUCCAAGAAUGGAAAGACAUCAAAAAAGAUUGUCAUUACUGACUGUGGUCAGCUGUCGUAACCCACUGCCUGUAACUCAGGAGAACUUAGAUGCUGUGAAAAAGAAAAAUGAGGAAGAAGCAAAUCUGAUUUCACUUUUAGGGUUGUUAAUUGCUGAUGUGAAAAUAUAUUUAUUUCUGUUAAAGAUAAUUCAUUGAUACUAUGAUCAGGGACAAUAGAAAUGUGAGGAACUCUAGUUAAAAAUCCAUUCAUCUUAUUGUGGGUAGGGUCUAGAGAAUCCACAUUUUUCUGUCAACUUGGCCCUACUUUUACAUUGUUGUAUAGUAUUAUUUACUAAGAACAAUGAGGAUUUUCUUAAACUAUGUAUUAAUGUGUUAAACUAAACUACCAAAAUAGAGGCUGUCAGGCCAAGUUUGGUAGAGAACCCCAUAGUAUCCUGCACGCUGAAGUGCAGUCAUUCAACACUGUAUUUGGCAGCAAUAUGAAUAUUAAUUUUGUCAUGUGUUACGAGGAACAUUGUGAGCCUUAUCAGAAUAUUUGAAAGAUUAUCUUGUUGUCGACUUGGCUAGUCAGUGUUUUCACCCUUCUCUAUUUCAAAUUAAUGUAAAGUUUGUGUUUGACAAAUACAUUCAGGUACAGGGGAUAAUUCACUAGCUGGAUAUUUCAGGCAGUAGGCAACAGUGAAGUAAUUAUGGAUGUUGCAUUUAAACUUUUGUAAUUGGGGUUAAAAUGCUUCAUUAAGAUGAAAUAAAGAAUGCUGCAUUUC
Mauremys mutica (yellowpond turtle) is the source of this 1387-nucleotide messenger RNA. RefSeq names its product peptidylprolyl isomerase F (gene PPIF). Gene Ontology annotation, cellular component: mitochondrion. Gene Ontology annotation, molecular function: peptidyl-prolyl cis-trans isomerase activity. The record is from RefSeq and is a predicted model, not a curated record. Gene Ontology annotation, biological process: protein folding; cellular response to hydrogen peroxide; protein peptidyl-prolyl isomerization. The coding region runs from base 86 to 682 and encodes 198 amino acids. The transcript has 6 exons. Lineage: Eukaryota; Metazoa; Chordata; Testudines; Geoemydidae.